This is a messenger RNA of Eleginops maclovinus (Patagonian blennie), 1977 nucleotides long. RefSeq names its product sorting nexin 15 (gene snx15). The record is from RefSeq and is a predicted model, not a curated record. Gene Ontology annotation, molecular function: phosphatidylinositol binding. NCBI's taxonomy places the organism in Eukaryota, Metazoa, Chordata, Actinopteri, Perciformes, Eleginopidae.
UUUUGCACACGUCACUAAUCAGGAAGUGUGCGUCGUGGAGGGACGGCAAAAUCACAACAGACAGUUACUGUUGCUUUGACAGCCCUGUCUCUUUUGCCGCUGAAACACGCUUUCUAUCUUUCGUUAUCGGGAACGGACAUGUCACGAAAACCUAAAGAUGAAUACUACCGUUUUUUCACCGUCACCGACCCACGCACACACGAGAAGGGACACACCGAGUACAAAGUGUCUGCAAGGUUUGUGUCUAAGCGUCACCCGGAAGAUGUGAAGGAGGUGGUCGUGUGGAGGAGGUUCUCAGAGCUGAAGAAGCUCCACGGGGAGUUGGCCUACACUCACAGGAACCUGUUCAGAAAAGAGGAAGAGUUCCCAUCGUUUCCCCGCGCACAAGUCUUUGGAAGGUUUGAUGAAGCUGUGAUUGAGGAGAGGAGAAAAGCUACAGAGGCCAUGCUGCUAUUUACUACCAGCAUACCUGCACUCUACAACAGCCCACAGCUCAAGGACUUCUUCAGAGGCGGUGAGGUCACAAGGCCUCUGGAUGCCCCCCCUCUGUCCACUGCCGGGCCUCUGCCUCCCCCUCUCAUCCCCCUCCCCAAGCGAAGGGCCUCAGACUGUGAACCUGCAGAGGAGGAGGAGGGGAGGGAGGCUCCCACCUUACAGGACCUGGGCACCAACCUGAGUUUAGAGGUGGGAGAAACGGAGGUGGCUGCUGAGGCUUACAGUGAGAUGGGGGGCUCUCCGAGUGAAGAACAAGAGCAAGAACAAGAACAAGAGGAGCUCAGCGAUACGGAGCUGGAUGACCUAAUUCCAUUUCCCGAGCCAUGCCAAGAUGAAAUCGCCCUAUCACAAGAGUCCCAGGAAGAGUUUGACUCCCUGUUUGAUUCUGUGGCAGAAGAUCUCGCUUCAUCCCCAAAAGAGGAAGGGCCUCCUCCUCUGACUGAUAAUGACUUGGCUGUCUUUGACCCCUGCUAUAAACAAGAUAAAUCCAAUUCCUGCACUGACUACUCCGAUUUAUUCUCUCUGCCACCAACCAGUCUGGACGGAGGGGACGUGGGUUACCUAAACCAAGCUGCCACUGAGCUCACAGCUGCAAUGGAGCUGGAGAAGGAGGGAGAGUUCAGUUCUGCCAUCCGCAGGUACAGGACGGCGGUGGAUACACUGAUCACUGGAGUCAAAGGAGAUGCAGAUCCGAUCCGCAGAGAGUCCGUGAUGAGAAGGACCGCUCAGUACCUAAAGCACACGGAGAUGUUGGUGGACAGGCAUUCCUCGCCUUCAAACACUCACACACAGGACUCUUAGAAGCACACACACAUUUCUAUAUAUUCUGUUCACACACAUAUGGUGAGUAAAAGCCUCAAUCAUCAAAUAAAUGUGCAGUUUAUUUGAUCAAAAACAUAAAGUAUGUGCACAGAGUUAGAAAAAUAAACAAAUAAAUAUAUUUAUUUCAAAAUAAAGAGAGGAAAAGUGAAAACUGAAAUAGAUGUUAACAAACAAGAAUAAUUGUGUAAAUCAUUGUAGAAAUACAUUUGUAUAUAUUUAUGUUUUCAGUUUCUGUGCACAUUCAAAUUAAUCUGCACAACUUUUGACUCAUUAAGGCUUUUAUUUCUACUUCUGUUAAAUUACCUCGUAAAUGUAAUCAUUUAUGAGGUAAUUUAUUUACUGAUUUACCCUGUCACACAUAAGGAUCAAAGACAUACAAGCUCAGGUAUGUGACAUCCAUACACGCACAAACAUAAAUGAAGACACACACUCUUGAGGUACACACUACACUGCAGACUGCUACUCUAGCUGCCUUUGUGUAGUGCAUAAUCUGUUGGAUUUAAAAGUAACAUACACAUAUUACUUUAAAGCAUUAAUCUCUCUCUUGUUUGAUUCCUUUCUUUCACAAUGGUUUCUUGUUUAAUACAUUUAUAUGUGUAUAUCAGUAAUUUGCAUUUUGCACAAACAAUGUUUUUGUUAAUAAAAAUGAUCUUAAUUUAA